GUCGUCACUACGCACAAUAAUAUAAAGUCAAUAUCCGAAUAUUAAAAUGAGCAGUAAUACACUUCUGAAUGAAUCAGGUAUGUGGAGAAUACCGGUGGUGAACACAGCAGCAGUUGUUAUUGUGAUGUUAGCUGUACAACUAUUAAACUAUAAUUAUCAGGGCACAUCAUGGGUCUGUGGUGAGACACUCGCCUAUCUCACUGCAAUCGUUGUCAUAUCCGUUCCUCCAAAGACUUCGUAUAUAGUGCCAUCUUUCAGAGGUGGUGCGAUUGCUUUCGGUACGCUCUUAGGGUUUGGGACCGGACUUUUGGCCUACCAUUCCAACAUACUUGUUAGCGUGGUAUUGGUCCUAGCCGUUAAUGCUGUGCUAUUGUUCUGGCUGGAAUAUAGCUUCAAUACGCUGGGUGGUCAUAAGGCUGUACCCCUUUGCAUAUCACUUUUUCAUGGAUUGCAGCACAUGGCGUAUGCUCUAAACGAAGAUAAGAUUGAAGAAGUGCUCUAUUCGUUCGCAGCAACAAUGUGUUAUGUAGCUAUCGGUGUCACCAUACCUGUGGCAUUUUAUAUGCUGCUACAUUUCUUCCCCGUCAAUCCACCCAUUGGGAAACCAAGUACGCCCACCAAAUACUUCGAUGAGGAUAUAUCGUUACGAAAAAGUGUGACCAUUCUAUUGAUAGAGGGUGUUACACUCACACGCCCCUCACAUGCCAGCAUGGGUCGUAUGUUGUGGACCGCAUUUCGUGGAGCGGUUGUCAUCGCAGUGAGUUGCCUUCCAAAUUUGAUUUGCGACAUUGGCGAAUCUCAAAAAUACACACCGUGGUUCUUCAUCGGAGCCCAAUUGACCGCUCUUGCAGGCACGUAUACGGAUAUAGGCUUCUUUGACGGUGUGGAUCGAUUCCUCGGGAAUGUGGUAGCGGUUGUGGCCGCCUUAGUACUGAAUGUUGCACUUCAAGCUGUACACAACAGCACCGCGUAUAUCGCUAUUGUCGUGUUGUUCUACGGUUCCUACGCGUUUUUGGCAUACACAAUAUGGUAUGGAGUGAGUGGCCCGCUGAUGCGUGAAUUGUCUCAGUUGCUGAAAGGUCACGGGCCGUUCAUGAUGAUGGUCUUGCUCAGUUUCGGAGCGGCGGUGGACACCUUUGAUAAGCCCAAUGCCACUUUCCAAGCCCCACUGUACCGCUUUUUGUUUACAAGUGCGGGGACAGUUUUUGCCACGGCAGCCCAUUUUAUCUUUCCACGAUACGUGGUGAAUAUUGAGAAAUCAACAUGUCUUCAAGUGGCAGUUGAUUUCCAUGGAAUUUUGGAAAAGAGCUUCCAAGUCGACGACAAAUUUGGCAUUCUGAAAAAUGAUCAUAAAAGCCCCAUGGGUGGUAGAGGGUCGCUAUAUACACACUCGUCCAUGAAAACGGUCAAAUGAAACUGCCGCGACCCAAGCCCACACAACAAUACCUAGUAUAUACGCAGAGGUACUUUGCGUGAUCAACCACAUGCACACACCCAAACUGACAAUAAGAUUGCAACCACAGUGGACUCAACCUGUGGUAUUUCGGGAAGGUGAAGUAAGCGCAGGCAAGGGGUGGACUUGCGCCGCGCCCCUAAACUCUCUCAAUCGACGAAAGUCGUAGGCAGCACGCUGAUACUCUAAUCCUGGAUCCAAUCCAGAUUCACUUUUCUGGAAGUAGAAUUUGAUCACAUAUAGGUCUUUGAUCUUAGAUACAAUAACUGAACACAGCUGUACACAUGAAGACUGUCGUACAUACACAGAUAAACCAAGUACAUAUGGAAUUGGUUCAGUAGAGAUAUGCACCGAAGUCAAGGCUCUACUCAGCUCGCCUAUCACUUCGAACUAGAAACGGGAAGUGCACUCCGAACCAGCAAUUAAAGCGGCCUGGAGAGAACAACUAUAACACUACUUGUGCUAUAGAUAAAAUAUAAACUUGCAUUCGGCCUACUAGUAUGUGAUUACCC
This is a messenger RNA of Sphaeroforma arctica JP610, 1965 nucleotides long. RefSeq lists its product as hypothetical. The transcript has a single exon. Bases 47 to 1414 code for a protein of 455 amino acids. NCBI's taxonomy places the organism in Eukaryota, Ichthyosporea, Ichthyophonida. The record is from RefSeq and is a predicted model, not a curated record.